This is a messenger RNA of Stylophora pistillata, 2895 nucleotides long. RefSeq lists its product as uncharacterized. The record is from RefSeq and is a predicted model, not a curated record. NCBI's taxonomy places the organism in Eukaryota, Metazoa, Cnidaria, Anthozoa, Scleractinia, Pocilloporidae.
CAGAGGUUUCUCCUAUCAGACCGUCCAUCCCUCACCAAGAUGUUUACCAGUGCACUGCGUGGCAAAUGGCUUCUUCUUUUCAUAUUUGUUUUCAUAUAUGUCUCUUCCCUGGCAGAGCGGCGUCACAUUGAGACUCACGUGACGUGUGCGGAAGAUUUCAUCGAACUUGAAAUAAGAUUUAAGUCGCAUCUCUGGCAAAGCCUUUCUUCUAAACUGGAAAUGCAUCUGGCGGAGAAAUACUGCAAGCCAUUCUUUGCAAACAGCUCACAUGCGUUCAUACGAACAUCGCAUUAUGAAUGCGGUACAAAGUUCAAGGUCACGCAAAAUCACGUGAUUUUCACUAAGACUUUCAUUGCCCGAGAAGAGACUGGACCUAGACAGCUGGUAUCUCACAUCCCAGACUUGGAAGUUGGUGUUCGAUGUACUUACAACAGGAACAAAAUUCUUCAUGUUUCAGCUCCGCUACAACUGGACAAACUCCGCACGAGUCCCAAAGAGGUUACAACUUAUUAUGGAUUACCAGUGGAGUUGAGGUGUUCGUUCAAAUAUGGCGCCCAUCCCGUGCGAGCUGUGAUUUCUCACCGCGGGAAAAUUGUAGCCAUACAGCAAAAUGGUACCCAAGUUGUAACGGUCACAGUCGGGCAAAUAAACAACGAUUUUGGUUUGUAUACUUGUCAGGCAGAAGAUGCAAAUCGCAAGGAAGUCAUGCACGAAAUCCAGUUGAAGAAAAUUGAUACAUCAACUAUUUCACUCCUUGGAAAACAGAUCACCUGUGCGCAUGAUGACAUGCAACUGACUCUUGACCGUUUGACGUAUCCAUGGUUACACCCCAAGUCCUUUGACAUGCAUCUUCUCGACAGCAGUUGUCGACCAUAUCACGUGAACUUCACACACAUCAAAGUGAAAACAAAAUACAAUGAAUGCAAAACAGUCGGGAUGAAUUCGUCGGGUGGCGUUGCCUAUCACAACGUAUUGAUUGCUUUGUUGAGGCCUGAGCCAGGAAGACUGGUAACAAGGGUCCCAGAUAUUCUAUUCCCUUUUCACUGUCAGCCUAAUCUUAGGAAAGUGUCAUCGAUUUCGUUGAAAGACAACCCAAAAGUGGUUACCACAAGAGAACCGUUGACGGUGAACAAAUCCAUGAGUAGUCCACCAUUGGUCAAAACGUACAAAGGAUUUGACGUCAGACUGGUUUGUAUGUUUAAGGGUGGAGACCCUCCGGUCAACAUCAAACUGACCAGGAGAGGGAAGAGAUUUCUACGCGGGGUGGAGGUUAGGGGAACAGUUUUGUACGCUACCAUCAAGACCACUCAGAGAAAAGCUUUUAGUUCCUACGAAUGUACGGCAACAGAUUCGAAAGGAAAGAAAAUAAAGCAUAAAAUUAAUUUGAGGAAGGCAGGGCCUCAUGAUAUGAAAUCAGACGGUCUAACGGUCAAGUGUGGGACAAAUACCAUGGACAUCUCUCUGAGCAGACUCGUGUAUCCAUGGUUACAGCCAGAAAAACUGCACAUUAGUCUUAUCCGAUCAAAUUGCAACACGUACAACGCAAGCGACAUGGAGAUUAGAAUUCAGGCUCCACUCUUUGGUUGUGGCACAAGGACAGUGAGGAGGAAUAAGUCUGUGCUGGAUUUUCGUAACGUAGUUAUUGCCCGAGUGCGCAGACCAAAAGGAUUCAGAGUCACAUAUUUACCGGAUGUGUACUUUCCGUUCUUCUGUCGUUAUGAAACAACUCGCUCAGCUGGAAAGCCAAUCUUACAACCUCUUGAGCCACUCUCUGCUGACUUGUUAAUGUCCAGUGCAAACACGAUAUUUGUCCCACCUGGCAUUCUAAUCAAGUUAAAAUGUGUUUUUCACGGAGGUGAGCCCCCGAUACAGGUCAGCAUCAGCAGGCACAACGUGGUGAUAGCACGUACGCAAGGGAGAAUGUUGAGCUACGCGUUUAAGCCUCGGUUUCAAGAUAGUGGGCGUUACUUGUGUCAAGCAACUGAUGCCCGGAAAAGGACUGUGAAGCAUGUGAUAACAAUGAAAGUUCCAGCCCGUCGUGGUGCUAUUUUUGGUGAAGAAGCAGCUGUGACUAAAUGUGACUCACAAUUUACAACCGUCACUCUGCACCGCUCCAAGCUUCCCUGGCUCGACACAGCACGCAUGCGUAUUCAUCUCAAUGACCCGCUCUGUCAACCAUCCCAUGUUGACAACGAACAUGUCCGUUUUAAGAUACCGCUGGGCAGCUGUGGAAGCAGGCACAUAAGGUCUCCAAGUGAAGUAAUAUUUACCAAUCGAGUGUUGAUUCUAGAGGAAAGUCAAGGAAGCUACAAGGGGAGACAACUGAAAACUUUGAUGGAGGUUUAUUUUCUAUGUAGAUACCGGCGCAUUGACGCGAGUAGUGUCAGCCAGAAGCGCCUUUUGAAGUGAAGAAAAUGAAGUCAGGACUAUUCAAGCAAGCUAUUAAUUCAGUUACAAAUUCAUGAAAGAUCAUCCGGAAGGGUAACCAGUGUAAAAGUAGCGUGUUUUCCUAUUUUUGCCACUAAGUGCUUUGGCUUAAUACUUAGCUCUUAUACAAGAUAAUUUGGUUUUAUCAACUGACUUGAAAAUGUUAAGAGACCUCCUAAAAAAACCUUUCAAGAGGUAGUCCUUCGUAAGAGCUUAACAAUCAUUCUAAUAGCACUUCCAUUUCUUCAUACAUCCUCCUAUUGCAUUUAUUUGUUCUGGCAAUGAAGUUUUUGUUUCUGUAGUCUACCUGAAUAUAAUAUAAUAAUCAGUUUAAUUUCUCUUUUUGUGGCUUACAGCUAAAUUACACAGGUGGUCAGGAUGCAAAUCAUAUCUAUACAAAAACAUGAAACAUUUAACUAAGAAUAUCUAUAUGUAAUAAAUUUAUCGAGACGGUUCAAGUAAAAGCCA